This is a messenger RNA of Symbiodinium natans, 1896 nucleotides long. The record is from the annotation of a GenBank genome assembly. NCBI's taxonomy places the organism in Eukaryota, Dinophyceae, Suessiales, Symbiodiniaceae.
AUGCGCCUCACGCAGCACGCCUUGGACUACAUGACGCACGAGCUCUUGCCAAACGUGCUAAAGAGCCUUUCUGACGUCCAGCUUAGCGAGGGCGCAAGCGGGACAUACAGCGGCAUCAGCUACCGAAUGUGGAACAUUAACAUCCACAACAUUGCAGUAAAACAUCCAGAUAUGUUAUUCCAGAUGCCCAGCGGCAUCCAGCUAUGCUUGAAAGAAAUCACGGCCAACAUCUCCUCCAGCUGGCAUGCAGAGUGGCAAUUCCUAUCAGAUUCUGGCAUGGUCAACGUCGUGAUGCCAGACGGCUUUGUGUGUGCCUCCAUCCAGGUCAGCACGCGGAAUGGCCUUCCUCAGGUCAAGCUCGCUCAAGUGGAUGCCGACCUUGACUUGGAGUCAGUCUCAUUCAGCCAGUCCAACUUUCCUUGGGUCAUGAACUGGGGUGCCUGGCUUUUCCAGUCGAAGCUGGAAGAAGUAGCUGCCAAUAAGAUCCGAGAUCAAGUCUCAACGUUCAUCAACAGCGACCUUGCUCGAAUGCUGAAUGAUUUGGACUUGAAAGUCUUACUCCCAAUGCCAGAGGUUCAUGACUCUUUGUCGAUCAAUCUCGCUCUGGAUUACAUUGGGACCAAGCAGGAUUACCUUCAGGUGGAUAUUCGGGGCGCCAUCUCAUCGGUGAGCCACACAGAUCGUGUUUGCCCGUUUCCCCAGGAGCCCUUCCAAAGCGCCCUUCCUUCCACAUGGUCCACACGCAUGGCAUCCAUAACUGCGUCGAAGAGGACUGUGGAGUGCUUCUUGUGGAUGCUGAACUCCACCGGCAUCCUCAGCUACACGCUCUUGCCCAGCGGUGUCCCAGACAACGCACUAGGUCUAAAGCUGGACACCGACUUCAUGUCUAUCCUGGCCCCCGGGUUGAAGGAUCUGUACCCAUCAACGCAACCGCUGCUUGUGCGAGCAGAUGUGGGCAGGGAACUGCCGACCUUCGACUUCCAAAAGGGCCGCAUGGGCAUCAACGUCCCAAUGGUGUUCAGCUUUCGCCGGCUGCAAGCUUCCAUGCUCUACGACACCUCCGAGUUCCUCUUCUCCGUCCUUGCUGAUGUCCAUGGGCGGGUCGAGCUUUUUGUGGAGCCCAGUCCGACUGCUGGGGGGCCUCAGCAGCUCAGAGCCCACGCAACAAUUCUGGAACCGUCGAACAUUCGAGAAGGUAGCAGCAUCGCCGGCCCGGUGAACCUGAUGAUGGCUUCUCAACUCCUGGCCAUCAUCAAGCAGCCCGCCGAGGAUGCUUUGAACACCGACACAUUCUCCAAGCAGUAUAUACCACUAGGCGACCCGACCGGAGCCUUAACGCUCGGCAACGUCAAUGCCAACGUCAGCGAGGAGGGAGUCUUCUUCCUGUCGGACCUGGUCGUGAACUGGACGUGGGAUCGCCAAGAGAUGAUGAAAGUCCUCAAUGGUCUUGGCCCACCUGGAGUGCAGACCGUGACCCUGGAGUCCACAGCAACUGCGGGUCCCCCAAGUCAGGAUCCUGAAGCCACCCGGGACGAGGGAGCUACGUCGAAGGGCGGAAGAAACGGCGGAGUCCUGGACCCAGUGCAUGUGGACUUGCGGUUCAUUGCUUCAGAAGCGGGGGAAGACAUGUACCAAGCAUGGGUUCGAGGCGAUGUGCCAGACGGGCACGUCUGUGAACGCUAUGGAAGUCGGGUGCUGGAACUGUUCUCACUGCAGAAGCUGGGCGAGAUGGCGGAGUCGGGGGAUACCACGAAUAAGGAUGGCUUCGACAAGAUCUUUUCGGAGGAAGGAAUAUGUGAAGGUAGUCCAAGCAGGACCUUGCAUGGGCAUGGCCAGGACACAGCAAAGCUGAACAUGGAGCAAGAAGGAGACAGCACAGUGAAUGGGAAUGCUUAA